Microthlaspi erraticum is the source of this 1758-nucleotide messenger RNA. Lineage: Eukaryota; Viridiplantae; Streptophyta; Magnoliopsida; Brassicales; Brassicaceae. The record is from the annotation of a GenBank genome assembly.
AUGUCUGGUUAUGCCUCUUUUGGAUCUCUCUUCCUUUUUAUUUUCUUUUUCCUCACUAGCCUGAGAGCGUCUGCACAAGAUCCCACUUAUUCUUACCAUGUUUGUCCAGAUAGGGAAACUUUUUCAAGGAACAGCGCCUUCUCCACCAAUCUAAGAAUUCUUUUGUCUUCCCUGUCUUCCCGCAGAGUCUCCUACUCCACAGGAUUCCAUAACGCCACCGUCGGGAAAUCCCCCGACAGGGUCACCGGACUUUUCCUCUGCCGAGGGGACCUAUCGCCGGAAGCUUGCCGUAACUGCGUUGCCUUUUCCAUCAACGACACCCUAACUCGGUGUCCGAAUGAGAAACAGGUCACACUCUAUUACGAUGAGUGUAUGCUCAGAUACUCCGACCGAUAUAUCCUCUCGACCAUGAGUCCCAAUGGAGGAAUUAUCUUGUUUAACAACCAGGGUGUUAACUCGAACCAAAUAGGGUUCAGUGAUCUGGUCCUCACCAUGAUGAAAAAAGCCGCCACCGCAGCAUCGCGCAGUUCUCAAAAAUUUGAUGCGAGAAACGUCAACUUCACUGCGUCACAGAGUGUGUACGGGCUAGUGCAGUGCACUCCUGAUCUGACGAACCAAGACUGCUUAUGGUGUCUCCAACAGAUUAAUAAUCAGUUGCCCGUUGACAAAAUCGGGGGAAGAGUCAUUGUGCCGAGCUGCAGUUCAAGAUUUGAGCUUUACCCGUUCUAUAACGAAUCCGCCGUCACGACACGUCAGCCGCAGCUGGAUUCAGCUCCUCCUCCACCAACACAACCGCCGAUUUCAAAUCCGAGCCCAACUGUUUCUUUAGAUAUAGAAAAAGGCGGGAACUCCUCUGUCAAAGUCAUUGCGGUUGUUGUUCCAAUCAUCGUCGUUUUUCUUAUUUUCGUGGCUGUUUUUAGUGUCCGAGCUAAGAAAAAGAGGACGAUUCAUGAGACGGAACCACUUACUGAAGAUAAGAAUGAUAUUACGACGGCAGGCUCACUUCAGUUUGAUUUUAAGGCUAUUGAGGCAGCAACGGAUAAGUUUUCUGAGAGUAACAAGCUUGGUCAAGGUGGAUUCGGUGCAGUUUACAAGGGUACAUUUCCUAAUGGCGUACAAGUUGCGGUGAAGAGGCUAUCAAAGACAUCAGGACAAGGUGUAAGAGAGUUUGAGAACGAAGUUGUUGUUGUCGCAAAGCUUCAGCAUAGGAAUCUGGUAAGGCUGCUUGGUUUUUGUUUGGAAGGAGAAGAGAAGAUUCUAGUCUACGAGUUUGUGCCAAACAAAAGCCUUGAUUACUUCCUUUUUGAUUCUGCAAUGCGAAGCCAGCUGGACUGGACAAGACGGUACAAGAUCAUUGGAGGAAUUGCUAGAGGAAUCCUAUAUCUUCAUCAAGAUUCACGUCUCACAAUCAUACAUCGUGAUCUCAAAAUAAGUAACAUACUCUUAGACGCUGACAUGAACCCCAAAGUUGCAGAUUUUGGAAUGGCUAGAAUUGUCGAGAUUGACCAAACCGAAGCCGAUACUAGAAGAAUAGUUGGAACCUAUGGUUACAUGUCUCCCGAGUAUGCCAUGUACGGCCAGUUCUCCAUGAAAUCAGAUGUCUAUAGCUUUGGAGUCUUAAUUCUUGAGAUAAUAAGUGCCAAAAAGAACAGUAGUCUAUCAAAUGGAUGGUACUGCUGGCAAUUUGGUUACCUAUGCUUGGAGGCUGUGGAGCAAUGGGACGCCAUUAGAGCUCGUGGAUCCGUCCUUCCAAGAUAA